AUGCAGCUCAGACCGGCAGGUUGGGCUGCGGCGUGGGUGCGGGGUCAGCAGGGCGCCUUCCUAUCGGCCGUCAGCAAACACGGCUAUCAGCGGCGGCAGCCGGCAGCCGCCCAUUCACCUGGGGGCACCGGCUGCUCUCUAAAUAACCCGGCCCUACUCGCCGUCUGGGCGGCAGCGCCCGGCGCGUCACGUGGAGACGCAGCGCCAAGUUCGGAGUCGGGGCCGGAGGCGCCGUCCGCGCGGCCGGUGGAGCUGGUGUUCGCGGGCGUGUGGGCGGCGGCGCGGCGCGGCGGCCGGCCCGUGCUGCGCGACGUGUCGGGGCUGGCGCGGCCGGGCGAGCUGCUGGCCGUGAUGGGGCCCUCCGGCUGCGGCAAGACGACGCUGCUCAACGUGCUGGCGGGCCGCGCGCAGCCCAGCGCCGGGCAAGUGCGCCUCAACCGCGAGCGCCUCGACAAGCGCUGGAAGCGCCGCAUCUGCUACGUGCUCCAGCAGGACGUCUUCUUCCCCGAGCUCACCCUCCGACAGACGCUCGAGUUCACGGCGCGGCUGCGACUGCCGGACAGCCUGACGGACGCGCAGAAGAUGCUCUACGUGGACCACAUCCUCGAGGUGCUCGACCUCACCAGCUGCCAGGACACCAUUAUCGGCGAUUACCUGAAGAGAGGCCUGUCCGGUGGGGAGAAGAAGCGGGCCAACAUCGCGUGCGAGCUGCUCACCAACCCGUCGCUGAUGCUGCUCGACGAGCCGACUUCGGGGCUGGACUCGCACUCGGCCUACAGCCUGAUGCUGAGCCUGAAGCGGUACGCCGUGUCGGAGGGCAAGACGGUGGUGGUGGCGGUGCACCAGCCGUCGUCGCAGAUCUUCCAGCUGUUCGACAAGCUGCUGCUGCUGUGCGCCGGCCAGACCGCCUACUACGGGCCCGCGCGCGCCGUCGUCGACUUCUUCAGCGCCAUCGGCCUGCCCGUCAUGCCGCAGUACAACCCCGCCGACUUCAUCCUGGAGCAGGUGAAGGGGAGCGAGGAAAUGCGGAAGAAGAUCGUGGCAGCGAGCCGGGACGCACGUAGCUCUCCCGACUACCCGCAGGAGCUGCUGCCCGGAUUCUUCGCGACCGACGCGCGUCACCACAAGUUCCUGGCAGACGCGGGCCAGCUGCACGCCAACGGGCGCGUGGACUGCGCGUGCCGCUGCCACGAGGGCGACGCGUCGCCGUCGGGGGCGGCGUCGGCGGCGGCGGGGGCGGGCGCGCAGCUGCACCCGCACUCGCACGCGCAUGCGCACACGCAGCUCGAGAUGACGGCGGUCGCCGCGCUAGCGGCGCGCGAGGACGAGGGCAAGACGCUGUGGACGGACAGCCAGUCGCACGCCUCGUCGUCGAGCAGCGGCGCCGACGACGACGGAUCGGACUGGCAGUGGCCCACCUCUUUCUGGACGCAGUUCAAGGUUCUGUCACAGCGCAACUUCCAGGAAGCACGGCCCAGAAUGCUGUCGAAGCUGAACUGGGUGCAGACAGUGGCACUGGGGGCGAUGGCAGGCCUGUUGUGGUUCCAGUUGGACAGGAAGGAAGAGGCACUUCACGACAUCCAGGGUUGGAUGUUCUUCUCCACCACCUACUGGAUGCUGUAUGCCCAUUUUGGGGCUCUCUCGUCCUUUCCACCUGAACGAGAGGUGAUCAACAAAGAGAGGCUGUCGGGAUCAUACCGGCUGUCUGCAUAUUACCUUGCCAAGAUGGUGGGAGAGCUGCCACUGACAGUCACCCUGCCCGCGGUCUACCACAUCAUCUCCUACCCCAUGCUGGGGCUGAAGUCCCCGACAGUCUUCGCCACUCUGCUUGCCUUCCUGCUGCUCAACACUGUUGUUGCUCAGAGUGUGGGCUUCUUCGUGGGAGCGUCCUGCAUGGACAUGCAGGUGUCCAUUACCAUCAGUGCUCUGUACACGCUUGCAACACAGCUUUUUGGUGGCUACCUUGCAACCAACAUCCCGUACUGGCUGUCGUGGCUGCGGUAUCUCAGCAUGGUGCACUACGCCUUCCAGAACAUGCAAAUCGUCGAGUUCUCAGGCACGCCUCUACAGUGUGCUGAAGAAAAGAGCAAAUUUCCGUCGUGUGCAGCUGGUUCGUCGACUGUCUCUGUGGACGACAUCCUGGAGUCGCAAGGUGCGGGCCUGGCGUCUCUUUGGGGCAACACACUGGUGCUGCUUUUCUUCCUGGUGCUCUUCCGUACCCUCGGCUAUGUCGUGCUGCGGUACUUCCGCCGACCCAAGUGACGUGCCCUGCGGCAAACUCGAGUACUGCCCCACGUCACGUUACCAUUGAAACUCACUGACAUUUGUAAAUGUACACAUACACAUAUUAUACGAUACGCUGAAGUCUUACUGUUACCUGUGUAAUUCUGGCACUGCAGUUAUUACACGUGUAAAUGUGAUAAUGUAUCAUAUUCGAAAGAAUUGUGUUCGUUGGAGAAUGUUGCCACGGGUUACGCGUCGGAAGCGUCUGCGGUGAAGGAAUGGGUGAUUGUGUAAACUGUGAAUGGAACACUUGGGUGGAGGCCACAACAGAUAUGCAUGAGUAAGGUGCUGCUGACACACCGUUGUAGAAAGUUCCAUUUUAUCCAGAUUUUACUGUGUGCCAGAUAGUGUUAAGUGUGUGCACGAUGGAUAGAAACUACCCGAGGACAUUCCGUGCUUCUCAGCAAACAGAGAGAAUGAGCUCGAGUGUGAAUGUGUGUGUGUGAGAGAGAGGGAGACUGACAUGUUAAAAAUGUGUGCAGCAAAAUAAUGAGGAAAGAGGUGGAUAGUGAACCAGAUGAUAAACCUAGUCCAAUAUAAAAUACUAUUUAUAUUCAAUAAAUCUGUUAUAGAAAUUAUGAAACACAUUGUUCAUGUUUGUUUUCUACCUAUUCCUAUCUCAUAUAUUUUUGAUUAUAUCUGAAUAAAUACAUCAUUUAUUUGUGUA
This is a messenger RNA of Schistocerca americana (American grasshopper), 2950 nucleotides long. RefSeq names its product ABC transporter G family member 14 (gene E23). The record is from RefSeq and is a predicted model, not a curated record. Gene Ontology annotation, cellular component: plasma membrane. The transcript has 13 exons. NCBI's taxonomy places the organism in Eukaryota, Metazoa, Arthropoda, Insecta, Orthoptera, Acrididae. Gene Ontology annotation, molecular function: ABC-type transporter activity; ATP binding; ATP hydrolysis activity. Bases 1 to 2262 code for a protein of 753 amino acids.